Porites lobata is the source of this 10181-nucleotide messenger RNA. The record is from the annotation of a GenBank genome assembly. NCBI's taxonomy places the organism in Eukaryota, Metazoa, Cnidaria, Anthozoa, Scleractinia, Poritidae.
AUGCCGCAUCAGUAUCAAUUUGCGUUUCAAUUUGGAUCAAAAGGGGAAGAGCAAGGAAAGUUUGACUGUCCUGUGGGUGUUGCUGUGAAUGAUAAAAGUAGAAUUCUUGCUAUUGCUGAUUAUAAUAAUAGCAGAACUCAGAUAUUUAGCUUUGAAGGGAAUUUCCUCAGAGAGAUUGCACUGAAGGGUAAGCCCAUUUCGUUGGCUUUUACCGAGUCAGGUGACCUCCUUGUCCGUGUUAUUUAUGACAAAAGAGUUUUUCUCUUUGCUGAAAAUGGUCAGUUUAUCAGAUACAUUGGCGUCGAACAUGUAAAGACACCGCACUUCGUAUCUGUUUCCAGUGAUGGUUGCAUUAUCACAAGUGACUCUAAUGACAAGACAAUCAAAGUUCUUACAGCUGAUGGGAAAAAAUUACUUCAGUCGUUCAAAUCCUUAGAUCGCAAUGAAACCCCUGUCUGUGUCGUUUAUCACCAGGCCAAAUUCUUUGCUUCUUUUAAUUUUGCUGGCCGUCUCGUGGUAUUUAACAACGCAGGGGAGUAUCUACAUGACAUCGGCAGCAAGGGAUCUGGUGACGGGCAGUUCUCGGGUCCCACUGGUCUCGUUAUUGACAAGUUGAACCGUCUGAUCGUUUGCGAUGCGGGAAACAGUAGAUUGCAGCUUCUCACUCUUGAAGGAAAGUAUAUCGCUCAGAUACCUGGAAGUUUUUUUAAGGGUGGCUAUCCUCAUUCUGCUGUCAUCUCCAAUACUGGACAUUUGUUUGUUACUGAUUCUUGGCGACACUGUGUGCAUGUUUUCCAUUAGCUCUGUAAGCGAGCCAAUUUGUUUAUGGAAGUGACAUGAACCAUUUAACAUGCAUUAAACAGUACCAUUUGCCAUGCUAGCAAAUAAUAACUACGAUACAUUGACUCGGUUUUUUAUUUGAAAGACACGCUUCUUACGGACCUUACGAAAACCGUCUGCAUGUCCUUUGCUGGAAAGAAAGGCAAGAUCAAACAGCCAUUUGACCCUGCGAUCAGAAGUUUCUCUCUGGCAAGGCUUUUAGCUUUUACGAAGUUGUUCCUAUCGUAUGUCAGUCAAGUUGUUGGCUUUCACUUGUAGUGACGAAACUUCCGAUAAAAAGUUAACGAAUUGUAGCCCUUAUUUUACUGCCUUACAAUAUAUCAAUAAUCUUGAAACUAAAAGGUCAUAUAAAUGAAAGGUUAAUCUCAAAUGUUUAAUGUUAAUCUUAAAUGUUUUAAAAAAUCUACCGAGCGGUUUAAAAAUUAUUCGCUAAUUUGUUAUAGAAGACCAACAUGUUUACAAAACCGCAAAAAAGAGCGCUUCAAUACAUACUAAUCAAAUCCUUCUUUCUAGCAAUCGGCUGGAGCUAUCUCCAUGAUCUUUCAAACACGUUUUUAAAAAGACUGAAACUACUAUGAGGUGAAAUUGCAUGUCAAAAGCGCUACGUUUUCUACAGAUAACGGCCAAACAUCAAGAUUCUCCAUUUUUAACUGUUUUUUUAGCCAUAAAAACUUCAUCCCCAAAUAUCUCGAUAACGCUUUUAGAGAUUUCGCUUAAACUUGACGAACAUGGAGGCCGCUAUUGGAGAAAAAAGCUGCCGUGAACGAUUCUGGAAGAACAGUUCCCAGUGCCGAGAUAUAUUGCUGUAAGUAAAAUAGGUAAUAGCGUCAUUUCGUUGCUAUGACAACUCCAAUGUCAUUGCAACCCAGAUCAUAACAAAUUUUCACCUUUAUCUAAUACAACUGUGGUGGCAAUUUUUCCUACUCUUUGUUUAUGGCGACGUAGUUUAUACUCAAGCUUGGGAGGUAUUGACUCUGAAAAACUGUAUCGAGCCACCUUAACGGCACUCGUAACUUUGUUAUGGUACUCUAUAAAUUUGACACACACUAUUUUUUUUUUAAGUCAACCAUCUGUGAGAGUAAAGAAAGUGUCAAGCCGUUACGAACACUUUCAUAAUUUUACUCCGAUAUCCACUGGAAAUAUUUGUUGUUCUUCUUUUUUCUAAACGAGAGCUUUAAAGUGUAGAUCCAAAGUAAACAAAGCGUCUUAGAACGGAAUCACUUAAAACAAAACUUUUUUCUAUCUCUUAAAAGAUCUCUUAAACUUUGGAAAAAAACAGUAAGGAUACGGGACCUACAUGUGGGUCCCGUAAAUUUACGCCCUAUUUUUCCCGUAAAAAAGGUUUUAUGCAACAGCCGCAAUCUCUGUUGCAUAAACGAAACGUAAGCGAACACUUACGAAAAUCGUAAGUGCAGCAACGUAAGGGAAUUCCCUAAAAAGUAGGUUGAGUUUAAUCGUCCGGGUGAACGUAGUCCUGUAUAGGACUGUUGUUGUUGACAGUGACUGACGUUUCUACAACCUGUGCGGUAGUCAUCUUCAGAGUCAAAGUGAGUUGUAUCACGUCAGUUGAUGGUAUUAUUACUCUGGUUAUUGAUCUGAUUGGUCAAUUACGUCGCGAUGUUAUUGGUCGUCUGUCAGUUAAGCCGUGAUGUUAUUGGCUAUGAAGACUCGUAAUCAGUAAUUGGUGCGUUUCGAUCCGUCUAUUGUUACAGUUAAACAGUCGUCUGUUGUUAGUCAAAUUGUCAGUUCUCCAGUCGUUCUCGAGAACUGGAACGACUAGAGAAGAGUUAAAGUCAACAUUAACUUAAAAACGUUGUGUUUUGGAGGUUGACUUGGCCUUUCACACUGUAUAAAAUUUCGAAAUCUUUUAAGAUGUUAGAAAGUUGUAAGGUGUUGUAACGUUCAGAGAGGGUGUGCCAGUGGCCAGUGGUUUUUACAGUUAAAAGAUUCUUCAGGAGCAAAACAUCCGUGAAAAUCAGCUGAAAUAGUGAGAUCUCAAACAAACUAUGAUCAUCCCUAAGGGUCUAGCUUCUAUCUUCUCUGGCCAAUCGAGUGAUUGUAUUUGACAAUUGCUAUUGUAGUUUGGUCCCAACUGCAAUUGUACUCUCGUAUUCAAUAGUGAAUCCAAGAGACGUGAAAACAUUCUGUUUCUACGAGUCUAGCAUAAAGUUAAACAAAGGAGUAUAAUCAGUCGUAAUCUUUCGAUGAGACUUUUCUGUUGUUAUUUUCCAAUCCUUUAUUUAGGCAUACUUUGAACAUAAUCCAAGAGACUUACAAUAGUUGCGACAUGACAAGGAUCUACAUCCCACCAAAUUUCAGCCUCACUUGAAAAACGCUCCUGAAUGCCUCGGUGAGUUAUUGAACUUUAGCUAAUUCCUACUUUAAGCACAAAUAAUUCUCAAAGGCCCAUCAAAGACAAAACAAAAGUUCGCUUCUGUUAAUCCUAUCUUCAUUUCUUUUCGAUCAGUUCCAGCAACUCUUAAACCAUCCAAGGCAAAAUUCUCACUAAAGAGAAGACGCCUACUCAUGUUCCCGUCAGUAAAGAACUCGGUUUACAAUACAUUUGGUGAGGUAAAUGGGGAGUACUUAAAGCAUAUGUUAGUAUAUAAGUAUAUUUUAAAUACUUUGGAAAAGGGAUUCUUUAUGAAAGUAACGCAACAAAAGGGAAAUUGACUAUUUCACCGAUACCAGAUAACGCACCUUGUUUAUCCUCCCCAUCCCCCACCCCCCCCCCCAAAAAAAGAAAAAAACCAAAGGGUUGCAUGAUCACCAUAGUCUUCGAUUUCUCUUGCGAUCUGUAAUAUCCAAGAGAAAUAAACCUUUUUAGCUGAUAUGUUUUGUUUUCCCGAUUCAGACCACGUGAAGUUCUCCAGGGAAUUUUCUUUUUGUCUUUUUCAUUAAUUAUGCAUGCACAUGCACUUGAAUGCACGUGCAUAAGACGACAUCUGAAAGAAACAGUUCUCUGGGGUACCAUCACGUGGUCUGAAAGUGAAAACAAAAAAUACAAACUAAAAAGGUCGAUUGGAAAAAUGGUUCUGUAAAAUAUUGUUGGGUAAUCCAGGUGCAUUAUGGUCUCGGUAAAAAUGGUGAAUAGUAAAAUAAAUGUUUAGAACUUUUUAACCAGGUGGUGAGUUGAAUGAGAAAUGCUCAUAAAAAAAUCAUCUCAAACUGGCAAGCCAGUCUGUAACAUGUUUACAGACCCUCUAUUUUCUCUUUAUAGGUCAUCAAGAACUGGUGUAUGAAAAUAAAAACAGCAAGGGUUUUAUUGAUCACAAGCAUGAUCGAAUUUUCCAAAAAAAGGGAAAAACCUCUGUGAACAGGCUACCUUAGAUUCACUCUGAAGAUAAACGUACGCCUGUUUUAGUUACUUGAAACUGUCAGAGGAGUCUUUCAAAUUACGCUAUCGUGGUGACAUCCUUAUCGGACACCUCUCUUAUACGGACACCCAUUAGUGUCCGUAUUAGAGAGAUCCGACAGUACUCGGCGUCUUACAUUUCAAGUAUCCUGUUUUAAUUGAUUACUUGGAAUCAUAAACAAUUUUUUAUCUAUUUUUUUGCCUCUCUUUUUGCCUCAGAAACGUAAAUUGGAUCCAUUGAAGAGCUUCAAGUACCACAAACAUAGCACAAGGGAAAUAAGGUGUGACUAUUUUUGCGCUUUCUCAAUCACUUCGUCUUUCUAUAAUUUGAACCCAGGUUACAAUUUCCCAUUCAUAUUUUUUAUCACACCACAGGGAAUGCUUGUUUCAUUGCUUUUCCGUGCAUGUUGAUGCAAAUUCACUGGACUUCACAGAGAAAUUAUAGCGCUAAAUUUAUAACGCUAAUCAGUCUCUCCGGAACCGUUACCUGGUAGAGCGGUUGCAGAGCGGGGUGCCUGACGUCACAGAGAAAUCAGUAAAUGGCUUAGCUCCAUAUGGAACUUUUCGUUGGUCUGUGGUUAGAGCACUGGGUAUCUGGGUUAUAAUGGGUUUCAUUGUCUUCCUUGGCCGUCAUUGAUAACAGCACUUAAUGAUAAGGAGAUUCCCUGUUUUAAAAAAACAGUUUUUUAUUUCUUUAGGGGUCGACCAUUUGCCUUUUGUGAGGGGGAGGGGGGUAUGAAUGAUCUUUUUUUGCAUAAGAAUUUUUUUUAUCGCAAACCUCUUGAGACAGAUAACGGUGUAAGAUUUUUUCCAGCAUUAUACGUCAUGAGUGAUAUUUUUUUUCAGUGCAGGAUAUAUUUUCGCCAGGUAUUUCCUUCCAAGAUAUUUUUCCCUCGAAAUCCACCCUUGUGACACUCUUGUAACUCGGCAUGGUUAUUUUAGUUCAGCUGAGAUGGUUCUGCAAAAAACCGGUUCCUUAAAGUUUGGUCAAGUAGAACGUCCAUGUUUAAGACACUUUUUUUAAAUUUUCAUGUCUAGAGAUAUAUGUAACCUGAGAAAACAGCCGACGUUAAUGAUUUCUCCGCGUGAGGAAAGAGCGCAGAAAUGUCCCCACUGAUGACGUGUCACUACCCUGGUAUGGGUAGUGCUUCUGAUUGGUUGAUAAUUGCCCUAUCGAGAUUCAAAGUAGUGGGACGUCAUCAGUAUAGGAUUUGGGAUUUGGACGCUUUUUCCUCAGACGUCAUGUCGUGGUAUCAAGAAAUGUCGACUGUUUUUUCACGUGAGGAGAUAUUGCCUUCGAACAAUCAAUAGCACUACUGAGAUUAAAGUGGUGGCACGUCAUCAGUAUGGGAUUUAAGUGCUCGUUCCUCUGACGUCAUUUCCUGGUGUCACGAAAAGUCAGGUGUUUUCUCACGCAAGGAGACAUUUGGUUUUGAUAAAACAUUAUUCAGCCUUUACCACCACAAUCCAGUUUCAGAGAAGAUAAUAAAAACAUAAUCUAAACUAAUCUAAUGGUAGCUAAGUACAAUCAUGGAUUAGAAUUUCACUUCCGGAUUUACAUUGCUAAUCAGUUUUUCAGGAACCAGGGGGCUGGUCUGCAGAGAGGGUCGUCACGCAACGCUCCUCCCCACUAAUACCGUAAAAUUCCAAAAAUAAGCCCCUCCAUGUAUAAGCCCCUCCAAAUAUAAGCCCCUUAAACUCGUAGUGCAAAAAACUCUCCGUUAAAUCGCCCCUCCGAAUAUAAGCCCUCGGGGGCUUCUACUUGAAAAUACAAAGUAAAACAAAGUAAUGCCGGUACAGUAACAUACAAAUUUGUAUUUGCCAAAGAACUAUUUCGUGUGCCAAAUAUAGUGUUAGUCUGAUGUAUUGUGUGUUAAUCCGUAAGUAGAAAAUAAUACGUUCAUUCAUCAAGACCUGUUUAUUUUAUUUACCCAGGGACACAAUAAAGGAAAGAAAACUUAAUCAGUGGUUGGUAUACGUCUCUUUUCUGUAUGGGAACAGAACAUCGAUGGUCUGGUAGCCAAUCAUCACACAGAUGAAAAAAAGGAACACGCGACGAAGUCCUAAGAACGUCUGCGUGGGGCGCUAUGGUUUGGUGACCAUCAAACGAGUCUCGUCCCAGUCUUUUGUCCCAGUCUUGCCCCUAAAUGACCAAAUGAAGUCAUUCGAUUAAUAUCAGCCACUUCCGACUCUCUGGCGAAAGACCUCAAAUAUGGGUGUGAAAUUCAGUUAACACUUUUCACUGGUUGUUGAUGCUACGGAAACUACUAAUGGAAAAAACUGAUUUGUCGACCUGUGUAGUUUUUUAUCUAUUUAUAGUGAAACCUUGUACUCAAGAAAAAAACGCAUAGAAAUCUGCUAUCGACGCAAUCAGAAUCAGGCUACCGUUGAAGGUUUAUUACUUGUAAUCAGUUUAAAGAUUAAUGGACGAGAAAAGCAGUUUAACUGGACAUUGUUUGUAUAAUCAUAUGACGUUCUCAAACUGCAGAAUUAUAGCUGAUAGUUACUAGUAGGAAAAUGAUAAGUCAUUUUCUGUCUUAUUUCUGUCGGCCAUUAAGAAAAAAACAACGGCUUAUAGCUGGUAAACCGUGCUAUCAGAUAUUAUGAGGUAAAAGUAAAGGGCCUGGUUUCAACUACGGGUGUCCAAUUAUUGAAAUAAAAUAAAAAUGGCAAGAAAAAUUCGGUCUGUUCAUAUUAGCCUUUCCUUUGGACAAAGAGAUCGCUCCCAUUAAUCCCAACGUGUAAGCUGACAGCUGCUGAAGAGACGAGUAUUUUGUAACACUGGCCUUUAUUACAUAAAUUAAGGGGCUUACCUAUUAACAUUUAAAAAAUCAGGUGGGUGCAAGAUUGCGUGAGCAAGCUCUCCUUUGGAGGAGUCGCUAGAAGUCACGCGAGAAAUCACACGAGAGCAGCACGCGAAAGGAGACGUGAGUGCGAGGGGUGGAGAAAGAAAGGAAUUCUCCUUUUCCUGCUCCCCUAUCGCUCGCACCUUCUCUUGCAACUCGCUUCGUUCGCCACUCGAAAUGGAGAGUUAAAGUUUAAGCAAGAAGAUUUAAGCAACGAAGUUUGAGCAAGAUUCCUAAUUUUUAUGUGUAAAAAUAAGACUAUCAGCUAAAUGCAAGAUAUGGAGGUUUGUUUGCAAAUCGUUACAAAUGUAGUUUUUUUUAUAAAUCACCGGGAACCCAUAAAUCACAAGCGCCUUUCCUUUAACGUUUAACGAUCCACCGUUAAAGUUCAGUUCCAGCCGGUAGUUGAGUUGAAAAGCCGGAAUACUAUGCUCAAAUCCUCAAAGGUUUAGUGACACUCAAAUGACAACUUCACCAAUACGAUGACGAUCUAUCUAUCCAGAGCCUUGGUAGACUGUUCACAGUCCCCUAUCUUUUUCGUGAGAUCGUUUGGAUAUAGCGCGUCUUACUGUCAAUGACGGCCAUCUUGGUUUUCAAAUGUACCGAGGGGGCGCGCGUCGGGGUUUAUAGCUGUAGUUUUGACACUCACGCAAGAUAGAAGCCCGUAACGCAAAGCGCUAGAUCUCGUCGAUCUUACGGAAAAAUAGAGGACUGUGAACAGUCUAGAGCCUUGGAUAUCCAUGAUUCCGGCAAACUUUCUCGGAAAAUCACGCACAUCAUUACGCUUCACCUACGUGUAAAAAAGGUACCACUACAGUCAUUGUCAUAGCCAAUACCUGUCGACCAAUGGGCGCGCUAGAAUUUCGACUGAUACAUAAAAAUAGAAAGUCCAAGGUCCAUGACAGUUCAUUUCUGAUCAAGUUACGCAUAAUCAUCCCACCCAUAUUGGGCAGACCAUGGAUGUGCAACAACUCUUCAGAAAUCUUCAGAAAGAAGCAGAGUGUCCGUUGUGUUUAGAGACAGUUAACAAUCCCAAGACUUUGCCAUGUCUUCACUCAUUCUGCCUCGAGUGUCUCGACAAACAUGCGGGCUUCGCCAGAAGGCAGCUGCAAGCGACGAUCAAAUGUCCGGUUUGUCAGACAUCUUUUCAAAUCCCCGAAGGCGACUCGUUCAAGAACUUGCCCACUUCUUAUCAUCUCAACCAACUGGUGGAUGUUCUGGCUCUUAAAGAUAGCGGCGCACAGGCCCAAAAAUGUGGCAGUUGUGAUGAGAACAACACCGCUUCUUCUUACUGUUUCGUGUGCCAGAACUUUCUAUGCACUCCUUGUUUUGAAGCUCACCAACGCUUGAAGGCCACAAGGGGUCAUCGUAAUGUUGUGAUAGAGAAAUUGCAAGCACAAGAUGUGGAAGAUUUGAUCAACAGACCCGUCAUGUGUUCACAGCAAUAUCACGAAAAUCAACCGCUGGAAUUUUAUUGCGAAGAAUGCAAAGUUCCUAUUUGCCACAAAUGCAGUGUAGUAAGCCAUAAUCGACACACCAUGACAGACACUCAGAAAGCCGCACAAGUACAGAGGAUGCAAAUGAAGGACGCUUUGGAGAAAGUAAAAGCGGAAACCGUUGUUUACGAGAAAAAAGUACGGCAGCAAACCGAGUUAAUGGAUAAGAACAAGAAAGAAAUUAUGUGGUGCGAAAAGAAGAUGACAGAUUUAGUGGAAGAUUUGAUUCGCGAUUUGCGGGAACAUGAGAGGGUCAUGAAAACCAAAUUUGCUGAAAUUUAUGAAGCGCAACAAAAACAUCACGCAACACAACUAGAAAACUUUGAGUUGGUUUUGACUCAACUGAAAAGUUGCGUUGAACGAGGUGAGAGUAUCGUACAAAGAAACAUCAGUGCUGAAAUUCUCCAAACAAACCAAGCUAUUAUUAAACGCUGUGAAGAACUUCUAAAAGCCGAAAAACCUGAAAUUUCUAAACCGCCACAAGUGCAUUACAUAGUGGAACAGAAAGUGAAGAUUUUAGACCGUAUUUUUGUCAGUGACACAGAUCCUUCGCAGUCGUUGGCUAAAGUGGCAAGUCUAAAAGAUAUAAGGGAGAAAACGGAAACAAAUUUUACCAUUGUAACCCUAAAUUCGGAUGGUGAACAGUGUUAUUAUGAAGAGGAUGUGGUUAAAGUCAACAUAUUAAGUUCCGCAGGUGUUCAAGUGGAAACAGAGAUAAAAGACACCAAAGACAGCAAGUACACAGUAACAUACACACCACAGUGUGUUGGACAACAUAGAGUAGAGAUCCAAGUUAAUGGACAGCCGCUGACUGGUAGUCCCUGGGUUGUGCAGGUAAUUCCGCAUCAGUAUCAAUUUGCGUUUCAAUUUGGAUUAAAAGGAAAAGAGCAAGGACAGUUUGACGAGCCUUGUGGUAUUGCUGUGAAUGAUAAAAGCAGGACACUUGCUGUUGCUGAUUCAAACAAUGAGAGAGUUCUGAUGUUUGGCUUUGAAGGGAAUUUCCUUAGAGAGUUUGCACUGAAGGGUGGCCCUCGUUCGUUGGCUUUUACCGAGUCAGGUGACCUCCUUGCAAUUGUUGGUACAAGAAUCACCAAGAAAAUUUUACUCUUUACCGAAAAUGGUCAGUUUAUCAGAUACAUUGGCGGUGAACAUGUAAAGUCACCGUACCACGUAUCUGUUAUCAGUGAUGGUCGCAUUGUCACAAGUGACUUUAAAGACGAUAGAAUCAAAGUUCUUACAGCUGAUGGGAAAGAUUUACUUCAGUCCUUCAAAGCCCCGGGUUGUAAGGAAACCCCAGACUGUGUCAUUUAUCACAAAGACCAAUUCUUUGCUUCUUUUUCUUUUGCUUGUCUUGUCAAGGUAUUUAACAACGCAGGAGAGUGUCUACAUGGCAUUGGCAGCUUCGGAACUGGUGACGGGCAGUUCUCGAGUCCCAUUGGUCUCGCUAUUGACAAGUUUAACCGUCUGAUCGUUUGCGAUGGGGGAAACAGAAGACUGGAACUUUUCACUCUUGAUGGAAAGUAUAUCACUCAGAUAGCGGGAAGUUUUUUUGAGGGUGGCGACCCUCAUUCUGCUGUCAUCUCCAAUACUGGGUAUUUGUUUGUUACUGAUACUAGUCGACAAUGUGUUCAUGUUUUCCAUUAG